Molecule: messenger RNA, 1110 nt
Organism: Cladophialophora yegresii CBS 114405
Lineage: Eukaryota; Fungi; Ascomycota; Eurotiomycetes; Chaetothyriales; Herpotrichiellaceae
Exons: 7
Coding region: 1-1110 (369 amino acids)
Source: RefSeq, a predicted model, not a curated record
AUGUUGGAGUCCAAGGAUGCAGUUCUCGUGGCUACGAGCAUCGUGCUUGCCGUAUCGACCAUCGUGUCAGUUUCGGUCGAGCUGGAGAGGCAAGCAUCCACUGUCGGCCGCCUGACCGCGAGCAAGUGGCUCUUGGUCGCUGGUGCAUUUUUUGCUCUGGUCAUGACGUCGAUUGUUUGUAUAGCUGCGGCCAAAGGCCUUGGAGCAUCCAUAUCUGCUGCUGAGUUCUCCCGCAGGGAGACUCUCCAGAAGCUCAUCAUCGCAGCCUCCCCUCCAUACUUUCUGUGUAACAUGUUCGUCAAACAUGCCUGGUUGACAUUCUAUUACGGCCUGUCACAGACUCGCGCGCAGAGAUGGUUCAUCCACAUGAUGCAGGUCCUUGCCGCGGGUUUCGGCAUCAGCUCCGUUCUUGUCGUCCUGUUCCAGUGUGUGCCUCUGAGCGGCGUUUGGAAUCGGAACCUCGAGCCUCGAGAAGAGCACGGAGAUGCAGAGUGCAUCAAUUUGAUGGCAUUCUUCUACUUCAACUCGAUCUUUAUGAUCGUCAAUGAUAUCGUCAUGUACCUCAUACCUAUGGUACUGCUGUGGAAGGUCGAGACGAUCCGCGACCAUCGCCGGAGUUUGUAUGCGUUGUUCGGGAUCUGUUUCCUGGUCAUCGUGGCGAGUGUACUCAGACUUGUCGCCGUCUACGAGGUCGAUCAUUCAACCAACCUCUCCGAAAACUAUGCUCUCAUCUUUCUGUGGGCCGGCGUAGAAAACCAUGUCGGCAUCUGCACCGCCUGUGCCGGAGCUCUCAAGACCAAAUGGUGCACCACAUACAAGAAAGUCAGAGCUUUGUCGAUGGAUCUCAAGAACAAGUCAUGGCUUGCCUCAAUGUCGACAGCCACCUCGUCAUCUGGUGCACGCACUUCUCAGUGCACCGAAGAGCGCAGACUGUACGAACGAACCAGCAGCAACGCGUCAUCACUCCACGCUGUGCCAGCGGAGAAUGUCAAAGGCCCAUACAUGCGGAUGGAACUGGUCGGAAUGCAUCCCGGCAAGCGGAUCUCCCUGAUCGACAAACAUUAUGCCAGGACCAGUCCCGUGCCGCCCCAGUCUCCGGAUGGGUCUUGA